AUGGCAGCAGUGCCAUCUGCAACGGCCGUAGUGGGCCCGGGGCCACUGCCCCAGUCUCCGGUCGCAACUAGCUGGGGCUGGAAGCCAGCGACACAAGUGGAGGACCGCCGGUUCGGCCCCGUGAAGUCCGAGCCUUUGGUGCGCAAGGACUGCGUGCCCUUCGUGUGCCGGGACGGCCUGCCCUUGGACUACGGUGCCGUUGCUGAUGAUGUGUGGAAGGACUUUGACGUGUCCCUGAGCAAAUUGGCAAACGAGGCGGCCUUCCUCCGGGGCAUGCUCAAAGCCUUGGGCCGCGAGGGCAAGGGCCGAGGCGAUGUUCCGCGCCUGCCCAGCUCCAAGCUGCUACCCAUGCCUGUCUGCAAGGACAUGGUCAUGGAGGAGAAGACGAAGCUGAUCGAGCCUGGCACAGGAGGCUUACAGCCCAGCCGGCUGCGCGAGAAUCGCAGUCCCCGUUCUGUCCGCUUGGGGAAGGUUGUGGUGCAGAAAUAUCCCACGGGUCCCACGAACAAGGAGAUCAUCGAGGAUGGAUCCGCCCCGCUGCCUGAGAAGGAGGCACCGGUGCGUGUGCGCAGACCUUUUGGUGAGGUGAACCUCAGCAUGAACUCGGCGCCCUUCAGAGUCAGAGCUACUGUGGGAUAG
This is a messenger RNA of Symbiodinium natans, 639 nucleotides long. NCBI's taxonomy places the organism in Eukaryota, Dinophyceae, Suessiales, Symbiodiniaceae. The record is from the annotation of a GenBank genome assembly.